This is a messenger RNA of Neodiprion virginianus, 605 nucleotides long. RefSeq lists its product as uncharacterized. The record is from RefSeq and is a predicted model, not a curated record. The transcript is spliced from 4 exons. Lineage: Eukaryota; Metazoa; Arthropoda; Insecta; Hymenoptera; Diprionidae. The coding region runs from base 38 to 376 and encodes 112 amino acids.
CAAGGAAGGCAAGGAUUUGUGCUCGGAAAGUCCGUCAAUGGAACGGUCUGCUAACUCCGAAGGAUCUCUACUGAAUGUGGAUGAAACUUUGGAAAGAAGUAAGGGGGUUCUAGGAUCACCAUUCUACGAAGAAAAACUGCGUCCGCUGUCAACUGGCCAAUUAACAGAGCUUCUCGGUGAAAUGGAAUCCUUGGUCGGAGCGCUCAGCGAAACUUUAAUAUUCUGUGCCCCACCUAGUGAUCCACUAGUACAUAUCCUCCGACGUGACAUAGCUGUGCUACGUAUAAAGAAGAAAAGAUUUAUUAAGAUGCAAAUUGCUCCUCUCUUCUUGCCAUUGUGCUUUCAGCCAUUAUUGUGCUGUAUGUUGAAAAUAUAGAACAGUUUAUAAUAUAGAAUAACAGGUACAGCUACGAAUACAGCACUACAAUAAAUCUUGUAGAAAUGAGCUCUCAUUGAGAUUUCUCUGUAUUUAUAACUCGACGCGAGAAGGCAAAAAUCAAUGUGAUGCCAUCUGUAAGGUGAUUGAACUCGUAUUUGCACUACGAGAACUCGUUGGGCAUUUUGCGGUGAAAUUUCAAAAAUUGUUGUACAAGAAAUUAAAUAAC